GGGAGGAGGUGGCAGCAAACACCAUUGCUUUAUAUUCACCUUGGUGAAAAAUGAUAUUUAGUUCGGAGCCUGUUCAAGUAAAUCUUUCUCCUUAUUCCCACCCUGCCUUCAGUGGUAUUCAUUGGAGCUAGCAAUCAAUGGAUUCCUUCCCCUUUGGGAUUAGCUUGACCUACAGAAGCUGACAUAAUACAGGCAAGCGCUUGUUACUCUAUCUGAAUUGUCCAUCUGUACCUUAAUGAGUGAAAUAGUUAAGCAGCCGAGGGGGCAAGCCGCAAGGAAUGUGUCUUCCAUUUGAGUUGAAUAUUUCGAUGUAUAGGGGGAGAGGGAGGGAGGCAGAGAGAGAUCCACUUACAUCAUUAGAACUGCAUUGAGUGUGCCUGUGUGCCGGUUAAGAGACAGACUACAGUGUCUUUGCUUUCUGCAGGAAGCAGCAAUGCCGUUUGUAUCCUAAGAGGAAUUUUUUAUUUAGAAAAGGAAGCGUUCUUUCUACCCAGGAAAUGGCUUUCCUUGUGCGUUGCUAUGCCAACUGCCUGCAGCCAUGGUCUUCCAAAGUAAGCACAAUAACGUAAUUAUAUUGGCGUAUUACAUUCAGACUCAUGAUUCUCUAGGUUUUUCUCUGUGUAUGUGCCUUUGGUGUUUUUGUUUUUUGUUUUUUCCCCUUAGUGACUCUUGAUGGUAGGCAUAGUUUCCUUGAAUGUGAGGGACAGGCAUCAUUAAAUUAAAUGUCCGUCAAUGUCAUGCCGCUUGGAUUAAUUGUGUGAACUUGGUUAGUUGAGUGGAACAGAGAUCACUGGUCACCCUGUCAGCAUCAUUAGCAGCCAGAGGGGAGGUCCCUAUUCACAUGCUCUGCCCUGAUUUUUUAUUUUUUUUAAUGGGGUGAGGGGCUCUCUAUUACUGUGAUUGCAAAUUAAACAGGAGUAUUAACAAUGCUUGGCUGAAUGCAGGAAGCUGGUUCCCGCACCCUUACUAAUAUAAUACUGUAUUAAGCUUUUUUGAGGGAGUCUGUGUGCAGUCAGCCAUUUUAGCUUUUCUUCCCCCCCCCUCUUUUUCCUCCCUUUCGCUCUCAGGGAAUGCUCUCGUUCUUGUAGAAGAAUGCUGGAUAUGUAUGGUGUUACCAGGCACUUUACAUCCUUGCACGCUUAAGACUUCGAGUGUUAUAAAAAUGGAGACAAUUGCUGCUGUUUGGAUUGCUUUUCUGCACUACAAGUGUGAGAGAUUUUGUGAACGGCACUUUGAGCUCUUGGCUUGGUUUUUCCCUUGGUUUUUGUUUGUUUAGUUUAAUGCAGUAGAGGAUGAUUUGCUAUCCAUGAGAAAUUGGUACAUGAUGUGUAAAUUCAGUUCAGCAUAUGUUUGUUCAUUAUGAAACCUCUUGCAAUCCCAGCUAACCAUGGAGUUAUGGGCCAGCAGGAGAAACACUCUCUUCCUGCAGAUUUCACAAAAUUGCACCUCACUGACAGUCUCCACCCACAGGUGACCCACGUUUCAUCUAGUCAUUCAGGAUGUAGUAUCACUAGCGACUCUGGAAGCAGCAGCCUGUCUGAUAUCUACCAGGCCACAGAGAGUGAAGCUGGCGAUAUGGAUCUGAGCGGGUUACCAGAGACAGCAGUGGAUUCUGAGGAUGAUGAUGAUGAAGAGGAUAUUGAGAGGGCUUCUGAUCCUCUUAUGAGCAGGGAUAUUGUUAGAGAUUGCCUGGAGAAAGACCCAAUAGACAGGACAGAUGAUGAUAUUGAACAACUCCUGGAAUUCAUGCAUCAGUUACCCGCUUUUGCUAAUAUGACUAUGUCAGUGAGGAGAGAACUCUGUGCUGUGAUGGUGUUUGCAGUCGUAGAAAGGGCGGGGACCAUAGUUCUAAAUGAUGGAGAAGAGCUGGACUCCUGGUCUGUUAUUUUGAAUGGUUCGGUGGAAGUAACCCAUCCCGAAGGAAGAUCAGAAAUAUUAUGCAUGGGAAACAGUUUUGGUGUUUCCCCUACCAUGGACAAAGAAUACAUGAAAGGAGUAAUGAGAACCAAAGUAGAUGAUUGCCAGUUUGUGUGCAUAGCCCAGCAAGAUUAUUGCCGCAUCCUCAACCAAGUGGAGAAAAACAUGCAGAAGGUAGAAGAGGAAGGAGAGAUUGUUAUGGUUAAAGAACAUAGGGAAUUGGAUCGCACUGGAACAAGAAAGGGUCACAUUGUUAUCAAGGGAACGCCGGAAAGGUUGACAAUGCAUUUGGUGGAAGAACAUUCAGUGGUUGAUCCAACAUUUAUCGAGGAUUUCCUGUUGACCUACAGGACAUUUCUUUCCAGCCCGAUGGAAGUGGGGAAGAAGUUAUUGGAGUGGUUCAAUGAUCCUAGCCUCAGGGAUAAGGUUACACGGGUAGUAUUGUUGUGGGUGAACAAUCACUUCAAUGAUUUUGAGGGAGAUUCUGCAAUGACUCGUUUUCUGGAAGAAUUUGAGAACAAUUUAGAAAGAGAGAAAAUGGGUGGACAUCUGAGGCUGUUAAAUAUUGCAUGUGCUGCUAAAGCGAAACGAAGAAUGAUAACGUUAACAAAGCCAUCUCGGGAAGCCCCUUUGCCUUUCUUCUUAUUGGGAGGAUCUGAAAAGGGAUUUGGAAUAUUUGUUGACAGUGUCGAUUCAGGUAGCAAAGCCACUGAAGCAGGCUUGAAACGUGGUGAUCAGAUAUUGGAGGUAAAUGGCCAAAACUUUGAAAACAUUCAGCUAUCUAAAGCCAUGGAAAUUCUUCGAAAUAACACACAUUUGUCUAUCACUGUGAAAACUAACUUAUUUGUUUUUAAGGAACUUCUAACAAGAUUGUCAGAGGAGAAAAGAAACGGCGCUCCUCAUCUUCCUAAAAUUGGUGAUAUUAAAAAAGCAAGCCGUUAUUCCAUACCAGAUCUUGGAGUUGACGUGGAGCAGGUGAUAGGAUUGGAAAAAGUAACCAAGAAGAGCAAAGCCAACACUGUUGGUGGGCGAAACAAGCUCAAGAAGAUACUAGACAAAACCCGCAUCAGUAUCCUGCCUCAGAAACCAUACAAUGAUAUUGGAAUUGGCCAAUCUCAGGAUGACAGCAUUGUGGGACUGAGGCAGACCAAGCACAUUCCUCCUGCUCUGCCAGUCAGUGGAACACUGUCUUCAAGCAAUCCUGACUUAAUGCAGUCACAUCACCGCAUCUUAGAUUUCAACACAACCCCAGAUUUACCAGACCAGGUUCUGAGGGUUUUUAAGGCAGACCAACAAAGCCGCUACAUUAUGAUCAGUAAGGACACAACUGCAAAGGAAGUGGUUAUUCAAGCAAUCCGAGAGUUUGCUCUAACCACCACCCCAGAUGCAUAUUCUUUAUGUGAAGUUUCAGUCACUCCAGAGGGAGUAAUCAAGCAGAGGAGGCUUCCAGAUCAACUUUCCAAGCUUGCUGACAGAAUACAGCUUAGUGGAAGGUAUUAUCUGAAGAACAACAUGGAGACAGAAACCUUGUGUUCAGAUGAAGAUGCUCAGGAAUUGCUGAGAGAGAGUCAAAUUUCUUUAUUGCAACUCAGUACUGUUGAGGUGGCAACCCAACUCUCUAUGCGUAACUUUGAACUGUUCCGUAACAUUGAACCUACAGAAUACAUAGAUGACUUGUUUAAACUGAAAUCUAAGUCUAGCUGUACUAACUUGAAAAAGUUUGAAGAGGUAAUAAACCAAGAAACCUUUUGGGUGGCAUCUGAGAUUCUGCGAGAAACCAACCAGCUGAAAAGGAUGAAGAUAAUUAAGCACUUCAUUAAGAUAGCAUUGCACUGCAGGGAAUGCAAGAACUUCAACUCCAUGUUUGCAAUAAUAAGUGGCCUAAACUUAGCUCCAGUUGCAAGAUUACGAACUACUUGGGAAAAACUUCCAAGCAAAUAUGAAAAAUUGUUUCAAGAUCUUCAGGAUUUAUUUGAUCCAUCUAGGAACAUGGCAAAAUAUCGCAAUGUCCUGAAUAGCCAAAAUCUACAGCCUCCUAUUAUUCCAUUGUUCCCUGUAAUCAAAAAGGACCUUACAUUCCUCCAUGAAGGAAAUGAUUCCAAAGUGGAAGGUUUGGUCAAUUUUGAGAAAUUACGAAUGAUCGCAAAAGAGAUUCGCCAUGUGGGUCGAAUGGCUUCUGUUAACAUGGAUCCUGCUUUAAUGUUCAGGACUAGGAAGAAGAAGUGGAGGAGUUUGGGGUCUCUCAGUCAAGGCAGUACAAAUGCAGCAGUCCUUGAUGUUGCACAAACAGGUGGACAUAAAAAGCGGGUCCGACGCAGCUCCUUCCUGAAUGCCAAAAAGUUAUAUGAAGAUGCUCAGAUGGCUCGGAAGGUCAAGCAGUAUCUCUCCAAUUUGGAUCUGGAAAUGGAUGAAGAGAGCCUUCAGGCACUCUCCCUACAAUGUGAACCAGCCAGCAAUACAUUACCCAAGACUCCAGGGGAAAAACGGUCCGGAAAACCUGAAACAUCGCCAGUCGCACAUAGGUCAGGGAUCCAGCAGAAAGUGCAACAGCAACAGCAGCACAAAGCAAACCAAGCACUGCAGGUCCCUGCUGUAUCACUUUAUCCCUCUCGUAAGAAAGUACCAGUCAAAGACCUUCCACCCUUUGGCAUAAACUCUCCACAAGCUUUAAAGAAAAUUCUUUCACUCUCUGAAGAGGGAAGCUUGGAUCGUCAUAAGAAACAAGCAGAGGACACAAUUUCAAAUGCAUCUUCACAGUUAUCUUCUCCUCCCACCUCGCCACAGAGCUCUCCAAGGAAAAGUUAUACUCUGGCUCCCAGUGGUACCGUGGAUAACUUUUCAGACUCUGGUCACAGUGAAAUUUCUUCCAGAUCUAGCAUUGUCAGCAAUUCUUCAUUUGACUCCAUGCCAGUAUCACUACAUGAUGACAGGAGACAGAGGCACUCAGUCAGCAUUGUGGAGACUAAUCUUGGAGUGGGCAGGAUUGACCGAAGAGCCAUAAUUGAACCAGAUCAGUACAGCAUAGGCUACUACCCACCACUGUCAGAGAACAGAGGCUUGUAUGCUGGGGCAACCAUGCUUUCUUCUCCUAGCACUGAGGAGCUGUCACAGGAUCAGGGAGACCGAGCAUCACUUGAUGCAGCGGAUAGUGGCCGUGGCAGCUGGACUUCUUGUUCAAGUGGUUCCCAUGACAAUAUACAGACAAUACAGCACCAGCGAAGUUGGGAGAUUCUUCCUUUUGGACAUGCUCAUUUCGAUAGUUCAGGCGAUGGGGCAGGACUGUGGGCCUCAGGCAGCCACAUGGACCCGAUGAUGUUCUCCGAUCAUGGCACAAAGUAUGGCAGGCAGAGUCAAGGUAGGGAGGGCCUUGAUCAAGCACAGUCCAGAGCAAGCUGGGCAUCCUCCACAGGCUACUGGGGAGAGGACUCUGAAGGUGAUACAGGUACCAUAAAACGGAGGGGUGGGAAGGAUGUGUCAAUUGAAGCUGAAACCAGUAGCAUAACAUCUAUGACAGCAGAGGAUUCAAAGCCAGUUCCCAUGCCAGCUCAUAUAGCUGUGUCAACAAGUAAUACAAAGGGUCUUAUUGCUCGAAAAGAGGGCCGCUAUCGUGAACCACCACCAACCCCGCCUGGUUAUGUAGGAAUACCUAUUGCUGACUUUGCUGAAGGAGUUUCCCACCCAGCCCGAAAACCUCCGGAUUACAACGUGGCACUUCAGAGGUCUAGGAUGGUGGCACGGUCAAGUGAAGCUCCUGGGACUUCAGCUUCACAGCAGCAACCGCAAGGUCCUCCAUCUAGCAGGCCUGUGGGCAAACCUCAGUGGCACAAACCAAAUGAGUCAGACCCACAUCUGGUUCACUAUCAGUCUCAAGGGUUUUCCACAGAGGAGGAUGAAGAUGAGCAAGUCUCUGCCGUCUAAGAACUGGGGCUUUCUGGAUCCUGCGUGAGCCAACUUAAAGGAGAGCACAAGACGACGCCCCUAGUAUAGGAGCCUUGGAACUCUAAAGGAUGGUGGACCUGUUUGCCUCCUUCCCUGCCUUAAAGCAGCAUGGGGCUUCUCCCCCUUCCUCCAGCACUCUUCUUCCCUUGCAUGUGAAAUACUGUGAAGAAAUUGCCCUGGCUCUUUUCAAACUGUGUUGCUUGAAAUGCACAUUGCAGUGGUUUCCCAGCUACCACUGUUGCUGUCUGCCACAUCACAGUAUCAUUCUAACUUCCAACAUCUACACAUCACAAUGAAUGACUGACUGCACUUCUCAAAUGCCUGGAAGCAUUUUUUUAAAACCUUCCUCAGAUCUUAAUCACAUUCAGAGGUAUAGUGGGGGGGGGGCGGCUUCAGGGGGGAGCACAGAGGGCACUGGAGCUGCUGCUUCCUUCUCAGCAAAAGGGAUGUGGCAGCUUUAUGCGCUGGCCCUGCGCCGCUUUUGCAGGCAACAUGGGACCCUCAGUGUUCCCCUCAGCCACCCUCCAGCUAAAGGGCAUCCAGAAGAGAUGUGGUGGCUUGGGCACCCUGCAGGUCCGGCACUGCCCUCAAAAGCAGUGUGGGGCCAGCACACAGAGCUGCCGCGUCUAUCCAACUGAAGGAUUCAGCAGCUCUGGCAUCCUAUCCCCCCCCCCUCCUAAGACUGCACGUGGGGCAAUGUCCUCCCCUCCAGCACCUCUCAGGCUACGCCUGUAAUUGUGAUUAAGAUUAGAGGAAGGUUUUAAAUGCUUCCAGGCAUUGGGGAAGUGCAGUCAGUUAUUCAUUGUGAUGUGUAGAUGUUGGAAGUACACGUUGAUUCCCAACUAAGAAAAAUGCUGACAUGUAUUUCUGGAUGGUUCAGUGGUAUCGGUGAGGGUGAUCUGGCUGCGACAUCUGUCACCCCAUUGAUCGCCAGGGUUGAUUCGGCUGAUCUGGCUAGCUAGGCGGGUGUCCCCUUCCUCCCUCACCGCUCCAUGUGCGUCCCUCCCGAAGCUGCGCGCUCGGUGGAAGAGGACGACCUUCCCA
This is a messenger RNA of Zootoca vivipara (common lizard), 6900 nucleotides long. It is a transcript of the gene RAPGEF2, whose product is annotated as Rap guanine nucleotide exchange factor 2. The record is from RefSeq and is a predicted model, not a curated record. Gene Ontology annotation, molecular function: protein binding; guanyl-nucleotide exchange factor activity. NCBI's taxonomy places the organism in Eukaryota, Metazoa, Chordata, Lepidosauria, Squamata, Lacertidae. Gene Ontology annotation, biological process: small GTPase-mediated signal transduction.